AUGAGGCAUUCAUUCCUGGCAUUUAUUGCCCUAUUUUGCUGCUCAAACGCCGCGCCGAGCAACGAGCGGAUCACGAGCCUGCCCAACUUCAACGGCACCAUCCCGUUCAAGCAGUACUCCGGGUAUCUGGACAUCAGCGACCAGAAGAGCUUGUAUUAUUGGUAUGUCGAGUCGCAGAACAAGCCCGACACCGACCCGCUGAUUUUGUGGCUGAAUGGAGGCCCGGGAUGCUCAUCGUUGGAAGGCCUUUUCGUCGAGCUGGGCCCAUUCCGCGCGAACAACUUUGGCGCGCAGCUGACGUUGAACCCUUAUUCGUGGAAUAAGUACGCAAAUAUCAUCUUCCUGGACGCGCCAGCCGGCGUCGGUUUCUCCGUGCGCCGUGAUGGCCGGUGGAAUUAUACUGAUGACGAGGUGGCCGACGAUAAUCAUAAGGCCCUGAUGAUCUGGUUCGAAAAAUUCCGCGAACGCCGCGCCAAUGACUUCUACGUGGCCGGCGAGAGCUACGGCGGGACCUACGUGCCGAUGCUAGCCCAACGGCUUGUCAAUGAUUGGAAGAAUUUUGUUAAUUUUAAGGGUUUCUUCGUCGGAAACGGCUGCCUGAACUCGCACCUCGAGUUCAACUCCUUGAUCCAGUACAGCUACAACCACGGAUUUAUCGACGAGACGCUAUACCGCAUCUCGGUCGAGCAGUGCUGCUCCGGGUCCACCGACUGCGAUUGGUACAACAUGGCCGUCGAUCCGAUGAAUAAAUGCACGAAUAUUUCUCAAGACCUCUACUUCUCCAACUACUACACCGGCCUCGACCCGUACUUCAUCUACUUUACGUGCUAUUUGACGGAUCAGCCCCAAGGCUACACUCCCCCGAUGGCGAUGGCCCGGCAAAAGAUGAAGAUGAUCAAGGGCAAGAAUUCGCCGCAUCUAGCCGAUUUACCCUCGUGCGCCCACUACAACGACAGCACCGUGUAUCUGAUGCGUGACGAUGUGCGGAAGGCGCUGAUGAUCCCGAAUAGCGUGCCGGUUUACAAGAGUUGCAACGAUGAUAUUGCUAACGACUACAUCCAACAAUACCUGGACAUCUCGCCAUUUGUGAAAGAAGUGGUCAGCUAUCAGAGAAAGGCGAUGUUCUUCAACGGCGACAUCGACUCGGUGUGCAACGUCAUGCAUAAUGAGCAGUUUAUGAGGCAACUUGGAUUGCCGCUAGUGAAAGCAAAAGCCCCAUGGAAUGACAACGACCAACUGCCGCCGACCGUCGGGUUU
Mesorhabditis spiculigera is the source of this 1257-nucleotide messenger RNA. The record is from the annotation of a GenBank genome assembly. NCBI's taxonomy places the organism in Eukaryota, Metazoa, Nematoda, Chromadorea, Rhabditida, Rhabditidae.